AUGGCCAAUAUAUCACUAAAUAACUUAAAUUCAGACAUUAAAGAAUAUUUUUUGGAAGGGUUUACAGAAGACGACUCAAGUCGAUAUCUGCUGCACUCUUUUUUGCUUUUAAAUCAUGAGUGGAGUAAAAUUGCGGUGAAAUUUCUGUACAAAGACACUUGGAUAUUCAUCACACGAAUGUCAAACGAAAAAUUACGUGCUAAACAAUUAAUUGAUACAUAUUUGAAAUGUCUACCUAAUAGUGGGAUCACUACGACAUAUGAUUAUAUUGAAAAGACAAGGAAUCUAGACAUCCCCGCUUUAUAUGAAUGCGUAAUGUAUUGGGAAGAGGAAACACAACCUCAAUAUGAUAAUCCCCAGGUCGAAGAUAUAUUUUUCAAAUUAUUUAGAGCAUUCAUCAAGAAAUCUAAUUUAAAAGAAUGUACAUUUGCAAAAUCACGUCAAGAGGAGCCACCUCUUAGGUCACCUAUGAAUGAUAAUUAUCUUCUCGAACUCGUAACAGGACUUGAUGUUCGUGGUGUUCAAUUGAAUUAUUUGAAUUUAGGAUAUUAUCCCUGUAGUGAUAAUGCACUUCGAUGUUUGACCGGAAGAGUAACUCAUCUCAAAACUUUUAAAGUGAAAGUACAACCAGGCAGCGAUCAGGCAUUAGCUGCAUUUUUGAGUUCACAGCGAGCAUUAACAAAAUUGAAGAUUCGUUCCGGAAAUGAUAUUUCUGAAACGAUAUCUGCGCUAGCCAGUUUAUCAAAGACACUUGUAAAACUUCGAAUAAUAUCUUGUGAUUUGGAAACUUACGAAACGCCAUUUACGAGCAUAGCAGCCUGUACCGGGUUACGAUCACUAUACAUGUAUAAUACUAAAUUUACGUCUAGAAUUUCUCCCUCAGAUUUAUUGAUGCCCAUUGCCAGAAGUUGUGCAUUCCAUAAUGUCGAUUUUACUGGUACUAUUCUUCCUGGUGAUGUUCUUGCUAGUAUUGCUAUCCAUUCUUCGUCAACAUUAUGUCGAGUAAUAAUAAGUGAGCGUCCAAAUAAAUAUCCACAGCCGGAUGAUGAUGAUGACUUGGCAGUUGGUAUCAGGGAGCUGGCGGUUCACGCAAAGAAUCUAAAAGUUUUUGUGUGUAAAAUUUGGCCUGGGGAAACAACUGCAUUACUUAAUCUCCUAAAUUCGAUUGGGCAUUCACUUGAACGAUUGGAAAUUGGUUCGCUGGCCUUAGUAAAUCGAGAAUCUUCUGAUAUAAUUCGCGCAAUCGCUCAAAACUGUUCAUCACUGAAAACUUUGGAUGUAUCCUACCUUCGUUUUUCGAGAACAGCAUUUGAAGAAUUAGUUCGUGGAACCCGAAUCGAAGACUUAUAUUUGCAUGGAAAUCGUGAUAUUGAUGACGCUUCGCUUAAAAUUAUGAGGGAGGUAUGGGAUGGUACUUUGCGAUUUUUGGAUAUUACUGAAUGUGAUCAUGUUAGUGACAAAGCGAUUAAUGAGUUGUAUGAUUGGGUUGAAGAUUUUGAAACUGAUAGGAGAGAGUUUUGA
Ambispora leptoticha is the source of this 1521-nucleotide messenger RNA. Lineage: Eukaryota; Fungi; Glomeromycota; Glomeromycetes; Archaeosporales; Ambisporaceae. The record is from the annotation of a GenBank genome assembly.